Drechmeria coniospora is the source of this 2145-nucleotide messenger RNA. RefSeq lists its product as uncharacterized. Bases 1 to 2145 code for a protein of 714 amino acids. The record is from RefSeq and is a predicted model, not a curated record. Gene Ontology annotation, molecular function: DNA replication origin binding. Lineage: Eukaryota; Fungi; Ascomycota; Sordariomycetes; Hypocreales; Ophiocordycipitaceae. The transcript is spliced from 2 exons.
AUGGCUCCUGUGCAGCGCGAAUCGAGGACCAAGGAAGAAUUGCCACUACCCCUUUCUUUGCCGGACCGGAACGUCACAGCCGACAACAUCGAGGACGCGUACGUUCGCUUCAUCUUCUACUGCAACCCCGCCACCCCAUUCUCCCCGAGCCCCGAGGUCGACACGCUGAGGGAGGCGUUUAGCUCGCCUCCCAAGAGCUGCGGCAAAUCCUUUCACAUCUUCACCAUCUAUCAGCUCGUUCGCAAGUUCUACGACAGGGAGAUUAAGACAUGGGCCGAGCUGAUGACCACACUCGGCGUCGAGCCCCCCGACCCGACAAAGGACGAAAGCUCGCAAAAGGUGGCUCAGUACGGCAGCUUUUUUGAGUAUCUCAUGGACAUACCCAACGACUACUGGACGAACAUCCCCACCGACGCCGACCCGACGGCGAUCCGUGUUCGUGACGGCGUCGCCAUCGAGGACGACAUGGCCCUGCGAUCCAUCCUGCCGCAGAUACGGCCCAAGAGAGGCCGUAGGUCGGCCGAGGAAGAGGCGGCGGCGAAGGCUUCGGCGAAGAGGAGGCGAUCAAUGGCUUCGUCCGCCGCCGGCAACCAGUAUCCAGCGGCACAGCCGUCGUGGCCGGCAGAUGCUGGCGGCCGUGCCUUUGCGUUGCCAGGUCCGGACAUGCCGCACCGCGUCGACUACGACAGCCUGUACCCGGUGCCGCCGAGCAUCGGUCAGAGGCCUGCAUCGGCCGUGACGCCGACGCCGAACGAUGCCGGCCUGGGGGGCGACAGUCCCCGGCUCCGUUCCUUCUCAACGCCUCUGAGGACGAAGACGUCUGCCAGGCGAGGGACGAAGAACGUGUCGUCCGCUUGGAAGCUAAACGACGCAGACGCGGCCGGGCGGCACCGUGGACGACCAUCCGUGCAGCAGCAGCAGCAGCAGCAGCAGCUUCUUCACCACCAUCGGCAGCUCCCCAAUUUGGCCGAUGUUGGCGGACCCCUCCUUCCAGCCUGGACACCCGUCCACGGCACGCCGACAAGCACGGGAAGCUCCAGCUCGGAAUUUCCGUCCCCCCCCGACCGCCGUGGCUGGCGUCAAACGCCGUGCCCACCUCUGCUCGAGCCUCGGGUGGAUGGACCAGCUGCGCCGACGAGCAUCUUUGGAACGACGGCCCAGGCGCAGCAGCAGGCACAGCAGCAGGCACAGCAGCAGGCGCAGCAGCAGGCACAGCAGCAGGCACAGCAGACGCAGCAGCAGGCACAGCAGACGCAGCAGCAUGCACAGCAGCAUGCACAUCCGAAGGCGUACCCCGACGGGCUGCGGGCCCCUCGACGGAGCAUCUCCCCCCGCGUACCGUUCUCGGUCCGACUGGGAGCACCGGCGCAGGCGUCAAGCCCUUGGCCCGAAGUGUCGACGAAGAAGCAGGAGGAUGGCCAACCGGACGCUGCCCGUCCGGCUUCUCGCCCUCUCUGCCGAGGCCCGAGCGCCACCCCGGCGGAUGCGUGGCAGCGGUACGCGAAGGAGACGGCCGACGCCUACGAGCAGGCGAAGAAAGUACCCACCGACAACUGGCAGGCCUCCCUUGGUGGUCUGCCCGACUAUUACUUCGAGAAGACGGCAGAUCGGACGAACGUCGAGGAUCUCAUGGCCUAUCUCAUUCGCCUCAUGUCGAGCUCGGAAUGGACCGACGCCGACGGCAACGCCGACGAACCGGCCAUGAUGGAGGAGUCGACGGCCAUUGUCAACGCGAUGCUUCAGACCAUGUACAAGUCGGCCAGCUCGCCGCAGGCAUUCCUCUUCCACGUCGCCGCCCUUGCCGGCUCGGCGAACCUCAUGAACAGCCGACCAAGGUGCAUGCGGGUGCGCGAGGACGCGGAUUCGUACGUCUACAAAUGCGUCUGGAAGUAUCGCUUCGGCCACUUCAGGGGCAACUUCACCACCCACCAGGCCGUUCCGCGUACCAUGUGGACGAGGGCGAAGAAGACGGGCACCGGCGCGGCCGAGGGGACCCGACAGCAAGCGGUACCCCCAUCGUCCGCCGACUGGAGAAAGAAGUACGAGGCGUUGCAGCGGGAGAUGGAGGCGCGCGACGGGGAGGUGCGGGAGCUCAAGCUCAAGGUCAUGUCGUCUCUUGGGCGGGAGUGGACGGAGCGGUCAUGA